AUGAAGUUUGGUGAACAUUUGAGGAAAGCUCUCAUAAAAAACUAUAGUUUUUACUAUAUCGACUAUGAUGACUUGAAGCAUCAGUUGAAGAAGCGGUUGAAGGACAACGACUUUGAGUGGACAAACGAGUUUGAGGAGGACUUUUUAGCUGCCUUGGAAAAGGAAUUGGACAAGGUGUACUCUUUCACGCUUGUGAAGAACACGGAAAUCAACCGCAGAGUCAAGGAGGCAGAGAAAUACGUUUACGAAGUUGUUGAGGCUGCCAAGACUGACAACAAGCCUUCGGAACAGGAUUUCGAUGAGUUGGAAGAGGAGUUGUCCGACAUCAUUGCCGAUGUCCACGACUUGGCCAAGUUCACUCGUUUGAACUACACUGGCUUUCAAAAAAUCUUGAAGAAACACGACAAGUCCACCAAGUUUUCUUUGAAACCAAUUUUCCAGGUGAGAUUGAACGCCAAACCAUUCUACAAGGACAACUACGAUAACUUGAUUGUCAAGUUGUCCAAGUUGUACGAUUUGGUGAGAACUAGAGGUAACCCAGUCAAGGGUGACUCUUCUGCCGGUGGUGCUCAACAAAACUUUGUCAGACAAACCACAAAGUACUGGGUUCACCCAGACAACAUCACCGAAUUGAAGUUGAUUAUCUUGAAGCAUUUGCCCGUUUUGGUCUUCAAUGCAGACAAAGAGCUCGAACCGGAGGACUCGGCCAUCACUUCCAUUUACUUUGACAACAAGGAUUUGGACUUGUACUAUGGCAGAUUAAGAAAAGAUGAAGGUGCCGAAGCCAUCAGAUUGAGAUGGUACGGUGGCAUGAAAUCGGAUCAAAUUUUCGUGGAGAGAAAAACGCACAGAGAAGACUGGACUGGAGAGAAGUCCGUCAAGGCCAGAUUUGCUUUGAAGGAAAAGAAAGUCAACAGUUUUUUGAGUGGUGAAUUUACUGCUCACCAGGCCUUUGAGAAAAUGAGAAAGGAAGGUAAAAAAUCUCCACAGGAGAUCGACAAUUUGGAAAGCUUGGCCAAGGAAGUGCAAUACAGCGUUCUCAAGCAAAAAUACAGACCUGUGAUGAGAUCUUUUUACAAUAGAACUGCUUUCCAGUUGCCUGGCGAUGCAAGAGUGCGUAUUUCUUUGGACACGGAAUUGACAAUGGUCAGAGAAGACAACUUUGAUGGCUACGACAGAACUCACGGCAACUGGAGAAGAACCGACAUUGGUGUGGACUACCCAUUCCCUCAAUUACCAGAAAAGGAUGUUUGCAGAUUCCCAUAUGCCGUUUUGGAAGUCAAGUUGCAGACUCAAUUGGGCCAGGAACCUCCAAUUUGGAUUAGAGAUUUGGUGGCUAGUCAUCUUGUUGAAGCUGUUCCUAAAUACUCUAAGUUUAUUCAUGGAUGUGCUUCGUUGUUGACCGACAGAGUCAACUUGUUACCUUUCUGGUACCCUCAAAUGGAUGUUGAUAUUAGAAAGCCAAAGAACGAGCAGGACUAUGGUAUUUCGAGACAAAGCAAGGCUAAAUUUUCAUCCUCUGGCGGAGAGUUGGACGAAGAAGAAAUGAUUUCUGACGAAUUCAACAGAUACUCUAAUGUACACUUCUCCAACGAUAUCAACCCAUUGGAGGAAGACUUGGAUGAGAAUUCGCCCUUGUUGUUGCCAUCGAACUAUAGCACAAGAACUUCAAACUCGCACCUCUCGACGUUCUUCUUGCAUUUGUACGGUAAGUUCUUGCACUUUUUCAAUGACGACCGGACCUUCACCAUCAAGCCAGGAACCAACUUUGACUUGAACUCCACUUUCGCUUCCAAGCUUCCCAAAAACAAAAAGAUUUGUAUUCCUGUGAGAAUCGAACCAAAAGUGUAUUUCGCAGCUGAAAGAACCUUCUUGAGUUGGUUAUCCAUUGGUAUGAUUCUCGGCGCUACUGCAUCUGCCUUGCUUAACUACGGUAGCAAAUCUGCAGUUAUUGCGUCUAUUGGCUUUUUCAUCUCUGCAUUAUUCACCAUGACUUACUCCAUCUACAAGUAUGUUCGCAGAACCCUUGCUAUCAGAGAGAAAAAAACCAGCCAAUAUGCCGACAGCUUCGGUCCAAACAUGAUUUGUGCUUGCAUUUUUGCAUCAACUUUCACCACUUUCAUCUUCAAGUAUUUGGAGCACUGA
Clavispora lusitaniae ATCC 42720 is the source of this 2145-nucleotide messenger RNA. RefSeq names its product Vtc4p (gene VTC4). Gene Ontology annotation, biological process: polyphosphate metabolic process; vacuole fusion, non-autophagic; vacuolar transport. Gene Ontology annotation, cellular component: fungal-type vacuole membrane; vacuolar transporter chaperone complex. NCBI's taxonomy places the organism in Eukaryota, Fungi, Ascomycota, Pichiomycetes, Serinales, Metschnikowiaceae. The record is from RefSeq and is a predicted model, not a curated record.